Molecule: messenger RNA, 1539 nt
Organism: Volvox carteri f. nagariensis
Lineage: Eukaryota; Viridiplantae; Chlorophyta; Chlorophyceae; Chlamydomonadales; Volvocaceae
Exons: 6
Coding region: 168-1487 (439 amino acids)
Biological process (GO): protein homooligomerization
Molecular function (GO): protein binding
Source: RefSeq, a predicted model, not a curated record
AAGGUGGGUCCAUCUUUGGGUUUUGGUUAGUCUCCUCACGCGUCAGCCUAACACCCAAUAAGAAGCCUUAAUUGUAAUACGCCGUGGGGAACUUUUUUUAUAUAGCAUCUCUAUGCAUUAAUACUUACUGGGACGUUUGGUGGGCUCCACGUCUCCAGAAGUAGAAAAUGAACUCAAGCCCAUCGGAGGACUCAAGCCCCGUAUGGUCUACGAAGGAGACCACAUCUGUUGCCGACGCCAGCACGUCAGGUCGCGGAGAUGCGGGCCCUCUUAUGCCGUCAGCAAACGGCCGCCCCAGCGCCUGCAGUAUGGAUGUAGCUCUAUCUAGGUUCAGGUCUGGGGCAUCCACGUUUCACACCUUGAUCAGCGAACUAGUCGCAGCAACGGAGGCAGAACGCAAGGCGCUGGAGGAGGAGCGCAAAGCGUUGGAAGCAGAACGCCACGCGAUGGAGCUCGAGCGCCAGCGGGUCCACACGAUACUAAACGACGUGGAGCAGGUGACUCUCAACGUGGGAGGUCGCAAGUUCACCACCUCGGUCAACACGCUGCGCAAUGCACCCAACCCGUCCCUCUUCAACGCCAUGUUUAGUGGGCGUCACAAGCUUACCAAGGACGAGGAGGGCUGCUACUUCAUCGACCGGGAUGGCCGCCACUUCCACGACAUCCUGAACUACCUCCGCGACGGCCACUUCAAUUACCCGGGACCAGUACUGCCGCUCGCCGAUGCGUCGGGGACGGCCGGCGGCAGCUCCUUCUCCACGCCAAGCCCCACCGCCGCCGACAUCAAGUACCUUCUGGAGUUGCGCGCGGAGGCGAACUACUACGGCCUGACGGGCCUUAUGGCGGCCAUUGACCGCUUCCCACACGGCCUUACCCGGGUGGCGCGUGCAGCAGCGUUGAACAUGGAGGACUCGUGGAUGUGGGUCGGGGCCGGGUACGAGGACGGGCAGGACGAGCUUGUAUUUACGGUGGACAAGCCGGUACAGCUGCUUGGCGUUGGGUUGUGCGGCACGGAGGGCGGCCUGACAGUGGAAAUGGAACUUUACGAGGUUGAUCCCGAGGAUUACAACCGCGAGCUCGCCACCUGCUGCUCUGUCGCCCAGUCGUUCACCAAGGCUGAUGGUAGCGUGCUGCGGCUGAUGUUUCCUGACCCUGCACCGCUGCAGCCAGGAAAGUACUACAUGCUGUCGGCGCUGAUUAAGGGCUCUGAAUCAUAUUGCUGUGAGGAGUGCCUGGAGACGGUGAUUGCGGGUGGCGUGACGGUGGCGUUUCAGCAGUGGGAGUCACCCAACGGGACUUCGGAGCAGCGAGGACAGUUUCCCGAGCUCUACAUUCGAGUCCUAUAUUACCACCUUCAGACCAAGAGUGCCCUGUACCGGUUGCAACAUAUCACCCCGCGCCCCUACGUACCAACACCGAUAAACCAAAGCUGCUACCAUCAGCAAGUCCCAUGGCCAAAAGGGCGCAGCCACACACCCCGCUCCUAGCUCAUGCCAAAUGUUCACUUCCGGCCUGAUGAGCCGACGAACAGCUCCCAGC